CUCAAAUACACACACUAGUAGAUGAACCAGAGAAACAAGAGCAUUACAACAUUCGUCAACAAUGGCUGUUGAAUUUAUGGAGACUCUCAAUGAAAACAUAAGCGCUAACACCGGACUCUCUCCAAAUACUUUAUUUACUCUAUUCGCCACCGGUGUCACCGUCUACUACAUGGUUUCCGUUUUCUUCAGAGGCUCCUCCGAUCACCAUCAACAACACACCCCAAUGUCUUCUGAAGAAGAAGAAGUGCAAAGCAGAUCAAUGGCAUCUUCAUCUUCCUCCUCUUCUCACUCAUUGAAAUAUGAAGUAUUUCUAAGUUUUAGAGGAGAAGACACCCGCAAGAACUUUGUGGAUCAUCUCUACGAGGAUCUUGUACAACAAGGAAUCCACACAUACAAGGAUGAUGAAACACUUCCUCGGGGUGAGUCAAUCGGUCCAACCCUCUUGAAAGCUAUCCAAGAAUCACGCAUCGCCCUUGUUGUAUUCUCUCCAAACUAUGCGGAUUCAUCUUGGUGCUUGGACGAGCUUGCGUGUAUUAUGGAGUGCAGGGACACCAGCAGGCAAAUCGUGAUGCCCGUAUUUUAUCACGUGAAUCCAUCGGAUGUGAGAAAUCAAAAGGGGAAAUAUGGAAAAGCAUUUUCCAAACAUGAGAGGAAAAAUAAGCAAAAGGUUGAAUCAUGGAGAAACGCUCUGGAAAAGGCAGGCAACCUAUCUGGAUGGGUCAUCAAUGACACUCAAAACAGCUAUGAAGCCAAAUGCAUCAAAGAAAUUGUUGAUACAAUUUCUAAGAGCUUGCCUACACUAACUACAAACGCCAAUAAAAAACUCAUUGGAAUAGAGGCUCGCUUGCGAGAUCUGAAAUCAAAGUUGAAAAUUGGGUCAGAUGGUGUACACAUGGUUGGAAUAUGGGGGGUUGGAGGUGGCGGUAAGACUACUCUUGCAUCUGCUGCUUAUGCCGAACUCUCUCACCAAUUUGAAGGUCACUGCUUUCUUCAAAAUAUCCGUGAGGAAUCAAACAAGCAUGGUUUGGAAAAGUUGCAAGAAAAAAUUCUCUCACUUGUUUUGAAAACAAAAGAUAUUGUGGUAGGGAGUGAGAUAGAAGGAAGAAGCAUGAUAGAAAGAAAGCUACGUAGCAAAAGGGUUUUAGUUGUUCUUGAUGAUGUUGAUAAUGUUAAGCAACUAGAGGAGUUAGCCGGAGCGCAUGAUUGGUUUGGUGAAGGGAGCAGGAUAAUAAUUACAACCAGGGAUGAGCAUUUGCUAAGUACCCGCUAUGCAGAUGAAGUAUAUGAAGUGAGCUUGUUAUCACAUGACGAGGCUAUGGAGCUCUUUAGGAGACAUGCAUAUCGGAAAGAUAAACCUAUAGAAGAUUACGAGAUGCUUUCAAAAGAGGCAGUUUCUUAUGCUGAUGGGCUCCCUUUGGCACUUGAAGUUCUUGGUUCUUUUCUAUAUGAUAAAAACAAGGAUGAGUGGAAGUGUGCCUUGGCCAGGUUAAAAGAUAUCCCAGAUGAUGAGGUCACAAAGAGACUCAAAAUAAGUUAUGAUGGACUUACAGCUGAUCAGAAAGUGUUAUUCUUAGAUAUUGCAUGUUUCUUUAGGGGAGAGAGUAAAGAGGAGGCAAUGAAGGUGCUUGAUGCUUGUGAUUUACACCCUGGUAUAGGGAUAAAGGUGUUGGUACAAAAGUCUCUCAUAAAAGUUGAUUCAGAUGGAGAUUUUGAGAUGCAUGACUUGAUAGAAGAAAUGGCCCACAACAUUGUUAGAGGGGAACACCCUAAAAAUCCAGAAAAGCAUAGCAGGAUUUUGAAGGAGGAAGAUUUAGCAUACCUCUGUGAUAUGGGGGCAGAUGCACCGCCAAUGGAAACUGAAGUGUUACUUUACAACGAACAUCCACGCCUAUCUGAUGUUGUUGCAAACAUGAAGAAACUUCGGUGGAUUCGUUUGGAUGACUAUCCAGCAUCUUCAUUCCCAUCAAAUUUUCAGCCAAAAGAGCUUGGUUAUCUAGAGUUGCAUAAGAGCCAACAAAAAGAACUCUGGCAUGGGUAUAAGAGUCUACCAAAUUUAAAAUUUCUUAAUCUUGAGGGCUCUUGUAACCUAAUCAAGACACCAGAUUUUGAAGGCCUUCCAUGUCUUGAGAGAUUGAUUUUAGAGGAUUGUAAGAGUUUAGAAGAGAUUCAUCCAUCAAUUGGAUAUCACAAAAGGCUUGUUUUCGUGGACAUGAGCUACUGUUCAGGACUUAAAAGGUUUCCACCCAUCAUUGAGAUGAAAAAAUUGGAGACUCUUGAUCUCUCUUAUUGCAGUAAACUUCAAGAGUUUCCGGAUAUCCAGUCGAACAAGAGUCUACCAAAUUUAAAAAUUCUUAAUCUCUCUAAUUCAAAGAACCUAAUCAAGACACCAGAUUUUGAAGGCCUUCCAUGUCUUGAAAGAUUGAUAUUAGAGUAUUGUGAGAGUUUAGAAGAGAUUCAUCCAUCAAUUGGAUAUCACAAAAGGCUUGUUUACGUGAACCUGACCUUGUGUACAGCACUUAAAAGGUUUCCACCCAUCAUACACAUGAAAAAAUUGGAGACUCUUGAUCUCACUAGUUGCUAUGAACUUCAACAGUGUCCGGAUAUCCAGUCGAACAUGGAUAGCUUGGUAACCCUUGAUCUGUGUAAUACUGGUAUAGAAAUAAUCCCACCGUCAGUUGGACGAUUUUGUACCAACCUUGUUUCCUUAAAUUUACGUGGCUGUAGCAAACUGAACCUACCUCAGUUUCCACGUUCUUUAAGGAAACUCGAUCUUAGCAAUUACAAUUUGGGAGAUGGAGACAUCCCAUCUGAUAUAUUUUGUGAGUCAUUAAACCUACAGGUACUAGACCUAAGUCUUAACAACUUUUCAACAUUACCUUCUGGCAUCUCACGACUCCCGGGUCUCAAGCUCCUCAAUUUGUCACACUGCAUAAACCUUGUAGAAUUUCCAGACCUCCCAUCAAGCAUAGCUAUUCUCAGAGCAGAAGGUUGUCCCUCACUUGAAAUUGUAAGAGAUUUAUCAGACUAUAAAUGGUUAUGGAAAGUGUCACUUUUGGGGGUGGUGAAACUGAAUAAGAGGGUACUACUUUCUAUGCUUGAGGAAAAUGCAGUUAAAGAUCGUUUUAUGAGUGUCUUACUUCCCGUGGUUGAACCAUCAAGCAUUUAUACCAAACUUGUCACAUUGCAACUUCCACACAACUGGUACAGUGACUUUAGUGGAUUUUUAUUAUCAUUACGUGUUCCUGAUUCCCAUUACGUUACCGAUACGUAUCACAUAGUUAUUAAGCAGGAGAUGUCCACGGAUCACCCUGAAGAGUUUGGUGAAGAUUGGGAACAACGUAAGUUUGGUGAAGAUCACUCUGAGAAGUUUAAUAACGAUUUGGGACCAUAUGACUCUGAAGGCGUGGGCACGGAUUACUCUCACGAGUCUGAUGAAGAUUGGGAACAAUGUAACUAUGAAGGGGUGGGUUAUGUACCGUUUAGUUCAUUGAGGCACAUCCCAUGGUUCAAUCCUACAUACACUCAAAAUAUUUCAUUUCAGGCUGAAGAUGUAUAUAAUCGUAUGAAUAACCUGGGUCUUAAUGUAGAACUUGUUCGUAGUAAAAGUAAAAUAGGUGAUUUAAACGAACACCCAAUCGAUUACUCAGAGUGUUGGGAUGAAGAAUAUGAAGAUAACAAGACAUUUGAGAUCACAUAUGAUUCACAGUCCUCUAAAACACAGAUUUCAUGGAAACAUUUGUAAUCGAUCUCAGUUCAAAUUUCAAACAUUUGCCCACAUUUUGUUACCAUUUAAAGUUUGGUUUUGCUUCUCCAGCAUCAUUGAAGCCUAAAAAAAGUUGUAAUAAAUUUUCCUUUAUUA
Helianthus annuus (common sunflower) is the source of this 3859-nucleotide messenger RNA. RefSeq names its product TMV resistance protein N. Gene Ontology annotation, molecular function: protein binding; ADP binding. Gene Ontology annotation, biological process: signal transduction; defense response. Lineage: Eukaryota; Viridiplantae; Streptophyta; Magnoliopsida; Asterales; Asteraceae. The record is from RefSeq and is a predicted model, not a curated record. The coding region runs from base 62 to 3742 and encodes 1226 amino acids. The transcript is spliced from 7 exons.